ACCAUUCAACAUUCGAUUAUUGAAUCAGUCGUGCUUCGUAAAGUGUUCAAAAUAAGUCCUUAGAGGAAAAAAAUGAAUCUACUUACAUUCAUUCAACUCAUUCUGAUGACAAUAUUGGGAUCCAAUGGAGCCAAACUUAAAAAUAGUUUUUUCGAACCUUCAAAUAACCAACGAACAGAGAUAUUUAAUUUUUCUACCCAAUCUAAUGAUAAUAGAAUUGUUGCAAGACAUUUAUAUUUACCUCCAUCACCUCCAACUGAACCAGACUUUGUGCUACCAGAAGUGAUCGACAAUCGAGUGAGAAGUUCAUUUUUUCAACCUCUACUAACUCCAAUAAAUAUUCUUCCUUCAAGUGUUGCAUUAAAGACUCCUUUUGCUAGUGAAUUUCGUUAUCUUACUCCUCCAAAGCAACCGAGUGUUAAAACAAGUGGAACUCUCGAGGGUGAUGGCUCAGAGAUGUCUAGAUUUAUCAAGAUCAAUUCUAUGGCCUGCAGAAAUGAUGAAGAGAUAUUUUUUAGAGCUUCCAUUACUCCACCCAAGUUAUCAGAUUUUCCUGUUGUUGAAGGCGCUGGUAGUGAUUCAUGUAAAGUGGUUAAAGUUAAUGAUGAAUAUAAACUUGAUUUUAGUAAUGAACUCUUCUGGAAUUGUGGAGUACAAGAUUGUUCAACAGAAGCUGGUAAAUUUUAUUGCUUGAACAUCAGAUUUCCAAGUGUCUCUGGACUUAGACUUAAUGGAGAUGUUAAAGUGAUAUUACGAUGUCGGAUUCAAGAAAGAACAACUUCUCAUACGAAAAGGAUUAAUAUCAAACCUAUUGACACGUUAGCUAGAAUGGCUCCAAGAAUAGCCACAGGUGGACAUAACAACGUUUUUGAAACAGAAGUGGGUUUGUACCGAAAAACUCUAGGCUCUGAGCACUUGUUCGAUACAAAAAUCCAGCCAGGUGGAACGGUAAUUCUUGGAGAGGAAAUUUUACUGCGUGCAGCAGUUCGUGAAGGUGACGGUUGGAGAUAUUCAAGAAUAAGCGAUGUAACUGUUCACUACAUUGAAAAUAGCAGGCAAAAAAAGGUCAUGAAUAGUGUGUGGAUAUUAAAUUCGAAUGGAUGUCUCAAUCCAGAUAUUCGAGAGGUUUGUUCUCGAGAACAAUAUCGGGUUAAUCCUCUGGAGAGUUAUUUGAUAUUCCAGGCUUUCAUGUUUGAUAAUAUGAAAGAAACUGAUGAGAUGAUAAUGAAUGUUAAAGUCACAGGAUGUUUAGACGGUAAUGACUGUGUUUUAAAUUGUCCUGGAGGCCAUUCACGAAAAAGCAGGAGUUUAAAUAACUCAAUAAACCUAAAUAAUCAAACUUUCGAUUGGCUUGAUGAUAUUUCUUUCAGAGUAACUUUACCUAAGCCAGAAAUUAAUUUAAAAAAUUCCGUAGAUAAUCAUCUAAUUAUUCCAUAUGUUCUAUCUAUCUUUAUUCUUAUAUCCAUCAUUGCUUUGCUUUGUAUGAUAAAAACUGUUUAUAAGCAAAUGAAAAGCAUUAGAGUUCCUUAUUGA
Messenger RNA from Chelonus insularis, 1533 nucleotides. RefSeq lists its product as uncharacterized. The transcript has 3 exons. Bases 73 to 1533 code for a protein of 486 amino acids. The record is from RefSeq and is a predicted model, not a curated record. Lineage: Eukaryota; Metazoa; Arthropoda; Insecta; Hymenoptera; Braconidae.